Messenger RNA from Cavenderia fasciculata, 333 nucleotides. RefSeq lists its product as uncharacterized. The record is from RefSeq and is a predicted model, not a curated record. NCBI's taxonomy places the organism in Eukaryota, Evosea, Eumycetozoa, Acytosteliales, Cavenderiaceae. Bases 1 to 333 code for a protein of 110 amino acids. The transcript is spliced from 2 exons.
AUGAACAAGACAAUCUAUGUUAUUUUUGCCCUCCUCGUUAUGAUCUCAAUGGCCCUUGCUGUAACUGAGACUACUACAACUACUACAACUACUACAGCCGAUCCAACUACUACUACCACCACAGGUACUACUACUACAGGUACUACCACUACUGGUACCACUACUACAGGUACUACUACCACAGGCACAACUACUACAGGUACCACCACUGCCACUACCACCUCCACCACUGGUUCACCUCCAAACCUUACCACUACCACCGGUGCUGGAUCAUCAUUGGUUGCAGCUCCAUUGGUUGCCCUCGUUGCCAUCAUCUUCUCUUUGAUCCUCUAA